Dichotomopilus funicola is the source of this 5334-nucleotide messenger RNA. Its product is annotated as RNA dependent RNA polymerase-domain-containing protein. The transcript has 5 exons. Gene Ontology annotation, cellular component: nuclear RNA-directed RNA polymerase complex. Gene Ontology annotation, biological process: siRNA processing. The coding region runs from base 1 to 5334 and encodes 1777 amino acids. Gene Ontology annotation, molecular function: helicase activity; RNA-directed RNA polymerase activity. The record is from RefSeq and is a predicted model, not a curated record. Lineage: Eukaryota; Fungi; Ascomycota; Sordariomycetes; Sordariales; Chaetomiaceae.
AUGGCCUCCAAAAACACCAAAUCUGCGACAAAGAAACCGAACCUUGCAAAUCUCCGAAUAAAACUGCAAGACCAUGUCAGUUUAGAUGACCAUGAAUGGAAGUACCAAGUCAAAAACCUCCCGUCGCCUCAGGUACUCGACCAGAAACGGCUAAUGAAGACCGUCAGCGUCAUUACCACGGGAGGGAGGAACGAGAUAGUCCUUACCUUCGCAACCGCCGAGGACAAUCGGGCCAUCCGCGGCGAUCCUCUAAACAAAUUCCUCGUGGUCUCUAUUGCGGAGCUCCGGGCCCAGCCACGGGGUCAAAAGCCAGAAACGAGCAAGACUACCACCAAUGCCCCAACGGCAACAACGACAACAACGGCCGGAUCAGCCGCUACACAACCUCUGACCAGCAGAGAAUGUGCCGACUACGCCACGCGUCUCCUUAGAACAGGCAUCAUUCUCCAGGGCGUGCAUUACAACUUCUACGGCCACAGCAACAGCCAGCUCAAGUCGCGGACCUCAAUGACAGUUGAUCCGAGUCGUGUGGAGGAUAUCCCGGAUGUGGAGACGGCGGAUUAUAUCUUCACAGAUGGGUGUGGGCUGAUUGCGCCUCGGUUGGCCCAGGAGUUGGCGAGAAGGGUUGGUGUGGUGUUUCGGGAUCGGAGAUACACACCGUCGGUUAUGCAGAUUCGGUAUCGUGGGUAUAAGGGGGUUGUGACGGUCGAUCCGAGGAUGGGGGCGGCGGUAACCGGUGAUAAGAAGGUUUUAUUGAAGAUGAGGAAGUCUAUGAAGAAGUUCGCGGGAGGGGAUGAUUAUUCGUUUUCGGUUGUCGAGUACUCCAAGCCAUAUACGUAUGGGUACCUCAAUGACGAGGUCAUCGUUUUGUUAAGUGCGCUAGGUAUGGAUCGUACGGUGCUCAAGCGCAAGCAAGAAGAACACUUCCAAUAUCUGGCCGAAGCAUCUCAAGACCCCCGCGCCGCUUUCCGAUUUCUCUCGUACCUAAACAUGCCCCAGCUCGCUGAACAGGUCCUCCUAGACUCGCUGGACGCCGUCCGGCCAAGGAUCCAGGCUCUUGUGCGGAACGAGUACACGAAAAUGUUGAACAAGCGGGAAGAACAGCGAUGUCGGAUCCUGCUUCCUAAAUCAAGACUCCUAUUUGGGAUCUGUGACGCCUGGGGCGUUCUGAAGGAAGGUGAAUGCGCUGUCAAGAUCACGCUGGAGGGUGAUGGACAGCCUACUGCGUUGAAAGGGUGCGACGUUCUGGUGACGAGAAACCCCUGCCUCCACCCGGGGGACCUACAAAAGUUCAAAGUUGUAGACAAGCCGGAGUUAAGCCACUUGGUGGACUGCAUCGUCUUUUCUACCCAAGGACGUAGGCCAGCCGCAGACAUGAUGUCGGGAGGUGACCUAGAUGGUGAUACCUUCUUCGUCUGUUGGGAUAACGCCAUUGUCCCGCCCCAUCUUUCUUGGCCUGCACAAUACCCUGGCGUCAAGGAGCGACUCCAAUUCAAGCCCAUCACCGACGACGACCGGCUCGAGUACUUUGCCCGCUACACCAACGCCUCACUCGGCCGUGUCAAGAACCUCUACCUCGACUGGGCGCGGGCACGCGGGCCCAUGGCGGAGCAAUGUCAGGAGCUGAACCGGUUGUUCUCCCAGUGCGUCGACGGGAAUCGCAUCCGGGUACCGCCCAAGCUGGAGCAAGCGCCCGCCCCAGCCGCGGAUGCGCCACCGUUUAUUCUAGAUUAUCUGCAUGACGCAGCGAAAGAGCUAAUCCAGCGGACCCAGGCGCCGUCGUCGAGCCGCGUGACUAGGUUGGAAGGGUACGAUUUUGACGCCAUCGAGCUUCUGUUGAGUCGUGAGGAUGUGGCCAUGUCGGAAUUUGAUCUCCUCCGUCUGACCCUGCGGUGGUGUCGUAAGACCGGCACCAAAUUCGAGGACCUGCUUCAUUUCUUCGAUAUGAACGUCCUUAACAGCGAGGAGAGAGCGUGGGUCCUCGAGCAACUGCCACCCACAUCGCCGCAGCUCCCAGUCCUCCUCCGAAACGCCGUCUACUCCUCAAAUCUCCUCCCCCGAGAAGCGGCUGCUCGCUUCCAACUGGACCAUCCCAAUGUGCAGUGGAAAUGCGUCUUUGACUCGACCACCCAAGACCGUCUCGGCACCUUCCUUGACACGGCGGCCCGCACCAUGGGGAUGCUCCACCGCAAACUGCUCAUCCUGCGCGUGGACGAGCGCCUGACCGUCGCCAUCUACGUGCCGAAGAUCAUCGAGCAAGCCCAGGAUUGCCUCGUCGACGACACGGUCCGACUCUUUGCAUUUCCCCAUUCUCAGGGUACCGAGACGCAGAGCCGGACGUCGCUGCCGACCAAAAAGACAUACCAGCUGUUCUGCGACGACGGAAUCUUUCAGCUCUUUGAAGGCCAGCGGGCCAAUACGUGGGUGUAUAUCGCCCGAGGCCGGUCAGACGAUAGCACGUAUCGGAGUACUGAGAAUGUAGGCGACCGCCGGAGGCAGAGGCAGGAAACGGUGGACGCGGGGAAGAAUUUCGACUAUCGCGUCAGUAUUGCGCUGAAUAAGUUUAGCAGCGGGCUUCAGAAACAUGUGGGGAGGGUUAACCGGAAUGGACUUUCUGCUGCGGAAAUAUAUGUAAUCAGUAACCGAGAUGUCAAGUCCAUGAGGACGUUAGACCUUUGGAUUGAACACAUCGACACCGAGAAGAGGCUGCCGCUCUUUGACAAUGAGGUGGAGGACUACACGAUCGCCAACUUGAAGGGGGUCGACUGGGACUCAGAGCCGGUAUUCAUCGUCAACAUCGCGCGGCGCCAAAAUUUUGCCGCGUACAAACGACUCGAGAGGGCCGAGCUAUUCAACCAAGCAUUUACGUGGUUGCUACGCCGAAACCAGCAGCACUUGCUGUUGAAGAGCUUCGACUACCUCCUGGCCAACAUCAGGGACAGAAGUGCAAUGGACCUGCCAGCGGGAACUCUCCUGCCGGUAAUGAUCAGCUUCCUCCGCCCAGCCCCUUUCCUUGCCCUUGCUUUCGGUCGCAUGGAACCCCUCGGCUCUAGCGAGGAUGACGAGUAUCUCGCCCACCUACACACCCUCCUCGACACCUACUCCCUCGACAUCCUCCGCGCCUACAUCAUGUGUGCCCACGAAGCCCAGGACCUCGUCAUCCGGCCGCUGCAGAACUUCUUGUCGCGAGUGGCCGGCCUGAGCUUUGCCGCUUUCGCCAGCUUGGUCGAGCUUACGGCUCUCACGGUGCGCCAGCCCACUCUAGCAACCGAUAUCCUGCUGGAAUGUUUCGAGCGCGAGAGCCCGCGGCUGUUGACAGGACGCCCGGCGGUCGUCCGCCACUUUGUGAGAAACACGAUCGCGAUUGCGCUGGAUCAUGUUGGCGAGUGUCCAGAACCACUGGAGGACCGGACCAAGACGAGAAAAGACCUAUUGAAGCUAAAGCUUCUACCAGAGGAGUCGGAGGGGUUUCAGGUCGUGGAGAUUACAUUUCGCAUCGACUCGACCGGGGGUACGCCAGAGAGAGCAGCACACGUACGUCUGACGGCGGCGAUGGCGCCGUCAAAUGCGCCCCUAGCUACGCCGUACUCAAUCGAUGCGCUGGUGACACACUCGGAGCAAGGUCUGGCACGGUUUCAAUGUCUUCACCCGCUGCCGCCGUUUUAUGAGGCGUGUCCGUGGAAGUUGACGUAUUGCGGGCCGUUUACUACCGCCAAGACAAUGUUUGAUGCGGUACGAAACUUCGCCAUCGACUUUGAGGAUUGCUGCGGGGUAGCAAAUCAGCUUCUGUUAGGUGAUGUGCCGGGAUCGUCCAGCCCGGGGGUCCUGGAAGGCGGACUCGAACGGGUGCUGGAUGAUUACCCUGAGAAGGGAAACCUCAACACCAGCCAAAACAAAGCAGUCCAGGCAACACUGAACUCGCCCCUGACCUGUCUCUGGGGCCCACCGGGGACGGGGAAGACGGAGACCAUUGUUGAGAUCAUCCAGGCGCUCCAGAUAUGCUUCGACAAGCCACGGCUCCUCGUCACGGCCCCAACACACAACGCCGUCGACAAUGUCAUGCGCCGGUACCUCAGUCGGGUCAGCGCGACAGUGCAGAAGGCAAACCCGCAUCUCGCCCCACUACGCGUCUCGACGGAGAUCCGGAAGGUGGCUGAGGACUUGAGGAGGUACACGUGCGAUGCCAUGGUAGGGAAAGAGAUCUAUGCCGACCGCCGCGCAAUGGACCAAGCCAAGAAGCAGGUCCAGGCCUGUGGUAUCAUCUUCACCACCUGUAUUGGCGCGGGGCUAGGCUUGCUCCGGGACCAGGUUUUUGACAUCGUCAUCGUGGACGAGGCAUCACAGCAGACGGAGCCAGCGUCGCUGGUGCCGUUAGUGAAGGGGUGCGAGAAAGCUGUGCUGGUGGGUGACCACGUCCAACUACGCCCAACGGUGACACAGCCGGCCCUCGGGAUGGAAUUCGAUAAAUCCCUCUUUGAGCGGCUGUUCAACCAACCCUCCCCUGGAGACGGUAAAACCCAAGAAGACGAAGAGGAAGACACCUCCCUCUUUGCUUCGCCGCCAUUCCUCGCCCGUUUGAUGCUCGACACGCAGUACCGCAUGCACCCGUCCAUCAGCGCGUUUCCCUCAGCCGAGUUCUACGAUGGCGCUCUCCUCACGGGUGUAGCGCCCACCGCCCGCCCGUUGUUCCAUUCGGCGUUUCCCUGGCCGAAGGAUCCUAAUGGGGCGGGGGACCACGCGAGGACGGUGUUUGUAGACUGCGUCGAGAGGGAAGCGCUGGGCGGGAAGUCCAAGACGAACCAAGGCCAGGCCGAGCUGUGCGUGAGAGUCUGCCGACUGUUAUGCACCCCGUCCUCGGAAACAUCGCCAAAGUCCCCCACGCCACCAAAACCCCAAACCAUCGCCGUCCUCACGCCCUACGCCAAACAAGCCGAACUCCUCAAGCGCCUCCUCUCAGACCUCCAAACCGCCAGCAUGAGCGAUACUACCGUCGAAGUCUCCAGCAUCGACGGGUUUCAGGGUCGCGAGGCCGACAUUGUGGUGCUGGUUACGGUGCGGUGUAACGAGAAAGGAAACAUUGGGUUUCUGGGCGACCGGCGGAGGAUGAAUGUGGCGCUGACGAGGGCCAAGGCUGGGUUGGUGGUGGUGGGCAAUCGGAUGACGCUGACAAAGAGUACUGGGACUAAGGCCGGUGAAGGUACUGAGGGUGGUGAGAGCAAAAGUGACGUUGAAGAGGGUGGCGAUAAGGAAGGGAAAGAGUUAUGGAGGCGGUUGAUCGCGGGGUUCGUGGGAGUCGAGAUGGAGGAACCGGAGGGUGGUGAGAGUGAGAAGUGA